This is a messenger RNA of Polyodon spathula (Mississippi paddlefish), 6493 nucleotides long. Its product is annotated as ribulose-phosphate 3-epimerase. Gene Ontology annotation, molecular function: metal ion binding; D-ribulose-phosphate 3-epimerase activity. Lineage: Eukaryota; Metazoa; Chordata; Actinopteri; Acipenseriformes; Polyodontidae. Gene Ontology annotation, biological process: carbohydrate metabolic process; pentose-phosphate shunt; pentose-phosphate shunt, non-oxidative branch. The record is from RefSeq and is a predicted model, not a curated record. Gene Ontology annotation, cellular component: cytosol. The coding region runs from base 60 to 746 and encodes 228 amino acids. The transcript is spliced from 6 exons.
AAGAAACUGCCGAGGGAACGCGUGCAUUUUCGGAGCCGAGAAAGCAAAAAAGUAUCACCAUGUCCUACACAGUUAAAAUCGGACCGUCUAUUCUGAACAGCGAUCUGGCAUGUCUGGGCUCAGAAUGCAUACGAAUGCUGGACUGUGGCGCCGAUUACCUCCACUUGGAUGUGAUGGACGGGCACUUCGUACCCAACAUCACCUUUGGUCACCCUGUGGUGGAGUGUCUUCGGAAGCAGUUGGGGCAGGGCCCUUUCUUUGACAUGCAUAUGAUGGUUUCCAGACCAGAGCAGUGGGUGAAGCCAAUGGCAGCAGCAGGAGCAAAUCAGUACACCUUCCACCUGGAGGCCACAGUCAAUGCCGGGGCUCUGAUCAAAGACAUCCGGGAGAAUGGCAUGAAGGUUGGCUUGGCUAUCAAACCUGGCACCACAGUGGAGGAGCUGGGUCCCUGGGCAGGGCAGAUCGACAUGGCCCUGGUGAUGACAGUGGAGCCUGGCUUCGGGGGGCAGAAGUUCAUGGAAGACAUGAUGCCCAAGGUGAACUGGCUGAGAACACAGUUCCCUUCCUUGGAUAUAGAGGUAGAUGGAGGAGUGGGGCCUGACACUAUUCAUAAAUGUGCUGAGGCCGGAGCGAACAUGAUUGUGUCGGGGAGCGCCGUCAUGAAGAGCGACGACCCCAGGUCAGUCAUCAACCUGCUGAGGAACGUCUGUAUGGAGGCCAUUCAGAAGCGAUCGCUGGACCGCUGAAGGGACACGUGGCUCCGGGGGGCCUGUCCGCUUGCUGGGACUGUCGCUGAACCUGUAGGCCUUUCAGGGGGUGAAGAGUUUCACCAACUGGAUGACCAAAAUGAAAAAAGGUUUUUUUAAGCCUAACCCCCCCUACUGACAGGUAUCCACCCAUUAUGAUGACAUCACAAGUUUGCUGUUUUUUUCAAAUGGAGCAUGAUCUUACAUGGGUUGAGCUCAGUUUUUUGUGUAUUUACGAACAGAAAUGCAUUAAGGACUAAACGUUAGUUAUUUUUAUACAGAAUACCAAGGUCUGUAAUAAGCUCAGAAAAGGGACCGAGUCACUUCCGAACAUGUUCUUUUUAUUGGGUUUAACUGUAGGGAUGUCAGAUUGAUUGAAGGGAGAGUGACAUGCUAGCCUAAUAAUAUUCACUAUUGUUACUGUGUCUUUAGGCACUUCCACACUGAUACCAACUUCUUCACACACAAUUGCUACAGAAUUGUAUGUUUUCCAUACUGUCCCAUCUCCUACCUCAGUUUUAUCGGUGGAUAGACUUUGCUUCUUAAAAGCUGUCAGUCCACGAAAUGGCAAGCUGCACCUUACAGAACUGCACCUGUGUGGAGCUGUUCUGACGCAGCGAUGCAGAAAAAGCAUGCUGUUACAGUAGAAAUGCAUUCCACAUUGUUUGCUAAAACAAUUUAACAACUCACUCAGAUCCAUUCCUGUUUUUAAGUUCUCUUAAUAAAGUGUAUUCCCAAGUGUGGGUUUGUAUUGCCCAAAUCUAGUUUAACAUGCAGGGUGAAUCAGCUUUGUAUUUAUUUGUGUGUGUGGGGUACAUGCUGAGGGAUCAUUUCAAAUCCCACUUUGAUUGAGGUCAUAUGCCUGUUUUUUUCUGAAUUGAAGAAGGCGGUGCUAAACUCAGGAACUUCUUGUUAUGUGUUGGUUCAUGUACAUCAUUACAUUGUAUUUUUGCAGUUGUAGUAAAUCACUGGCCAUCAGGUGGUGCUGUCACGCUGUCUCCUGUUUGCAAUUUCUUAACCUGGAUCAUUUUCAUAGAAUGGAUUGGAAUUUUUUUUGUUUAUCAAACACAUUUAUGUUCUUAAUCAUUUUAAAAUAUAACAUGAAUUUGUUAUACAUUUAUUCUUGUUAAUUUAGCUCAUCAUUAUAUUUUUAAAAUCUAAUUUUAAUGGUGAGCCCAGUUUUGAGCACAGAAUUGUUUCUAAUGUAGAAUUGGAAACUCACAGCACCUGCCCUGAAAUGCAUGAAGAGAGUGCAGCACAGCAGGAUUGUAAAAGCUUAACACAUCACAGUGACGGUGGAUUACUCUAGUGGAGCAUGCUGUUUGUUAUCAGAACAUUAACCAAUAAACAAAAGCGCAGUAAACUGGAUUAUAAAUGCUUUGGGUUACAUUUGCUGAUCUGUGUACUGUACUUGAAAAACAUCUUGAAGGAAGCUCAGUCCCACAGCAAUAAAGCAGACUACAAUAAAUCAGGAGGAAACUAGUUCACAUCUACUUUCUGCAGACUACAUUUACAGAAGCAUUGUCAUUUACAGAAGCAUUCUCAUUUGCCACUUCCACAAUCAUUUCUUCAAAUAUUUAACCCCUGACAUGUAUGUUUUGUGGCAUUGGCACAAAGCAGAGUAAAAUGUCCCAACUAACAGCUUUUAAAGUCCAUGAGCAUUUACAGAUAGCUGCUGCUGCAGUUGGUAGGAGUGAUUUCUUCUAAGUGCAAUCUCAUUUUCCUUCAUUUCUCCCAGUAGGAUAUUGUUUUUGGCUGAUUAAAGCAGCCGCCCUCUAACUGUCUGCACUCCCUCAGCUGUACCAUACUCGCCUCCCCAGACACCGACAGGGUAAAGAAAUGGAACUCUGGCAACUGUAAUGUGCUAUUGCUCAGUGCAACACUUGGUAAAGAAUAAAUAAAUAAACCUGAAUCACUUGCACUAUAACAAAUCUCUCUGCUUGUAUUGAGAAUGUUCUGUUAAUAAUACCACAUUACUGUGAACACAUACAGCGCUGGACCUUGCAAAGAGACUGCACUCGAUUGAUUGUGGUUUAAAUUAGGAAGGGUGGUGGGGGUCAGAUUGUUUUUCCAUUGCAGUAUCCUGUCGGUAAUGGUAAACCUCAGCUGGAAAGUAAAGAGAAUGCAUUAUAUUGUAACUGAACCGUUUCCCCAGCCCUGCUCUAAUGGGGAGUUCUAAAGGUCGUAGUUCAAUCAAUCACAGGUCCCUGUUGACUAAGGAUUGAAGAGGUAAUAGCACAAGCUUGCCAAAAGCAAUGUGCCGGUGCUGUUUUGUUAUGUUUUCAACGUGUGGUGGUUUUUGCAGCUAAAUAUGUCUUUUAAUUUGCAUCAGUAUAGGCACAGGUGUGCUGCUGUGUUAAGAUUACUGCAAUACAGUGCUUGUUCCAGGUCCAUUAUGUUGUCAUUGCUGGUAACUGAUUUGACUCUGGUCUUCGGGACAAUGCACUGGUAUUGCAAUACAUUCUCAUUGUUGUUUUUCAGUCUUUCCUGGAAGGAUGGUUGUGUGAUUCAGGAGACGGGGAAUUCUGCCUUACUUGCCAAAGGAAUAUACUAAGAAGCUGCUACAAUUCUCAUAAGAUCAAGAGAAAAAAAAGUGAUUAAAUUAUAAACGUUUGUCAAAAAAAUACUAGUUUAUUUUUCGGUAUUGCUAUAUGUUUUCCCAGAGUGCCAAGCGUGUAGCUUUAUUACUCUAAAAAGCAGUGGUCUGUCUGAAAAGGAAUAGGAUGUGCAGUUAAAUCUGAACAAAUACUAAAUUCCAGAAAUCCAGCAACAUCUAUAGGAAUGACUCCCUGAAAAUCUACAGUAGAGCACUGGCAGUAUUUCAUUGCCAUACCAACAAUUCUAGAACUAUAGUCCAAUACAUUGCAUAAUAAUGCAGAACACAGCAACACUUCAGUGCAUCUAUUAUGGGGAGUUUGCUGAUCACAAAAAUACUGCAAUGAUCUUUUGCAAAAAAAUGUAAAGGCAAUAACGCCGCUUCUGCAGAUAGCAGCUGCACUGCUGUGCAGAGUCCCUACAUCCAGUUAUGCUGCAGUAUUUGAUGAGAGUUUGUUCUAUUUGUUUAAUUCUGCUAUAUAAUUAGUAUGUCGCCAUAUGUGCUGGUUUGCAUUAUACAUGCACUCACAAGCUGGUGCAUAUGGCAGAGUAUUAAUUCAGUAACCUUUACUUGUUAUGAUGCCACCCACAGUGAAAGGCAAUUCAAACUCUACGUGUGGAGAUGCCGAGCAAAGGCACUACACUGAAGAAGAGAGAGAGGUGGUUCUCUGCCACAUUUGUCAUGCAUUAAAACACAUCACCCAGAAGUACAGUGUAAAACGUUCUUUUUUUUUUAAACGCAUACUAUACUAAAGUGAAAAAAAUAAAAUAAAAAACAGCUCCUUGGGUGUGGUUGCCAUGGAAACAAGGCCUACCAAUGCAAUCGACUGUGAAUGUAGAUUAUAUUUUGACACUAAUUGCCAUGCUGUGUUUAUCUCACCUACAGUGUACUGUAGGUAUUUUUAUUACCAUGUAAAAGUGACAUCACGAUGCACAGCUCAUGUCUGUUCUGAAUUGGUGAAUAGUUUGCCUUGGCAUCUUAACUUAUUCUCAGCUCAGCCAUGCAGGAGAUAUGUUUUCAUCUGUAAACCAUCCCAGCGAUUUGCUGCUUAACAGACUUUUAAAGAGCAAUGUAAUGUUGUUUUUUUUUUUCGUUAUCGUGUUUAUUCUCAAUAUUCGGCCUAAGUGUGCAGCAAGGUGUGUGUCUCUCUAGGGCCUGUAGGUAUUACUGUCGCCACAGGAGCUGUCUGAAAUGGUCUUACUAGACAGCUGGUUCUAGGGGGUGAUGCUCUUAUGAAAGGGACUGGUACAGAAGGGCUUUACUGCAACACCACUUUUUAUUCUGAUUUACAGUACCAUGAGCUGGAACGUAAACUGAAUUUAACAAAGAAAGAUUCAUUUUUUAGUAAGUGCAUCUGUAGCAGUAAUCACAUAAAAAUCACAUUCCUGAAGUAGAAAUCCAUUGGGUAGUCAUUGAAUGUACAUCAAUGCAUGUGCUUGUUUCUGAGACAGGAAUGCGAUGCUACCAUGCCUUAAAAAGAGGAAAUUAAUGAGAUUAUGAAGUUAAAAAAGAAACAAACAAAAAAAAAACUUUCAUCCAAAAGUGGUAUUGCUAACCUUGUCUGAAGUUUCAACAAUCAUGGCAAGAAACUUUUUACUGACAGGUUGACCUGAGCUGAGAGUUCAUAAAGUCUGUUGAGCUUGAACAACUUGGGACUUUUCAUUUUUUUUUUUUUUUGAUGUGAGAUUUGUUUUUUAAACCCAGUAUUGUAGGAUAGGAGUCUGUGAUCUGAUCCUUCCUGUAUUUAAAGCAGAUGGAUAAUCUGAUGCUGCUAUUUAAUCCUGCACAAAAUUGUCCUUCAAUAUAAAAUUGCAAAAAGCACAGGCAUUGUGGCAUUGUGACAUUGUGCUAACGACCGAAGGAAAGGUUUAGGUAACAUCACAGCCUGCUGGAUGGAAAGUCAUCUGAGCUCCCUGAUUACAUCACAGCUCGAUGUGGAGCAUUUGUGUCAGGUCAUCUGCUUGGUAUGUUUUAUAACUGAACUGUCUAUUCAGGUACAUUUAUUAUGAAGUGUCUUAGUUGAUUUUGCUACACACUGUAUUUGCAACUAUUUACUGUGUGUUCUUACAUGGAGAUUGUCACAACUAUGUCAGUGUUUAUUAAAGCAAAAUCAUAUUAAAAUUAAUAUAGCUUUGUUUAUGGUAUUUAGUCAAGAAGCACUAAUUCAUGAUUCCUUUAAAAAAAAAAGAAGACAUUAUUACACAUCACUGCUUAACUGUGUAAUGUCUGCUCUUAAUUAUUGAUCAAAAACUUUAAACUGGAAUGGAAUUUAAUCGCUGCCGUAUGUUUUCUACAUUGCUGCUUUCUGGUUCGAUAGUUAUACAAUCGCUGCAGUACAGUCAGAAUGCACUGAAACACUUCCAAGCUCAUGAAAGAGAGCACUUGCAAACUGAGUGGCUGAUUAACUUGAGCGAGAUACUUUUUUUUUUUUUAAUCUCUGUCAUCGGGGAAACGCAUCCUGACUGCAGAGCAAACUGCGGAGCUGCUUUGUGUUUCGCUGCUGGCUUACAAUCAGACAGAUCCCCUGAGAUGAGAGGCAUCAUUCACCGCAGGAUGGGGGACGAUGUGCUACAGGGACUAGAGGUCUGGCACAUCCCUGACAAUAGUGGAGCUGUUCCACAUGGACCGGAAGACAAUGUUAAAAAGAGAUGUCAGUCGUUAAGGCUUGCAGUUUGCUGUUAAUGGGUUUGCUUGCCAGCAGCAGAUUACUGUUCAAAGAUAAAUGGGCAGCUAAAAGUAAUUUGAUGUAAAAUGGUUGGGAUUUUGGGAUUACAUUUAAGUGUCUCUAAUUACUUUGUAUUUACUUAGUAGUUAAUUUGUAACCAUAUGUGUUUUUAUACAUAAUUACAAUGUUAUUAGACAUAGUUACAGUAUACUUAAUCUUUUUCCAUGAUAUAACCCUAACCAUUUUCUGAUACAAUUUUCCCACAAGAGAGAUCUUUGCAAAGAUACAAGUUCCUCAUGCAAAGGGCAAGUUAAUACAGUAGCUUUCCAGGCACAUCCUACAAGUGUAUCUAAUAAUGCAUCCUCUGUGAAAAAAUCUAAUAAAGGCUUUUAGAGAAAAAAUGUUGGUCCCUGCUUCCAUUCCAUGUCAAAUGCUAGUCUUGACAGAACUCAGUAACUAAGCAGGGCAGGAACAUCUAAGAAGUGG